GCCGCGAGAGGGAGUUCGUAAACUUGACAUUGGAGAGGCCAAAAACACGCUCGCAACAACUCGCGUUCCGAAAAUGAAAAUGUGAAAAUUCCUGCAGACUCUGAAGAAGUAACCGGAUAAAAGCAAGUGCUGAAGAAAAUGGUAUUGUUUGUGUUGCGUGAUGCCUAAGUGAUUUAAAAUGACUUCCUGGAUCGUCCUUACGGUUAUCCUGUUCGGAAUCCUCGCAGUUUAUGCGGAUAAUUUAGCUUUGUUAUCAGGGACUCUGAGGACGUACCAGCGAGCCGGUUGUGAUGACGAAGUAGUGACUCUCCGAUGUCCACCCGGAACAAGCAUUUCGAUCGAAUUAGCCCAAUAUGGCAAGUCGGCUCCGUCCAAAUCAUUGUGUGGUCCUAAAGCAACCCAGUCGUCGAUUUCGAAGACUUCGUACAACUACAACGUGUCCUGUCUGUGGCCCAAUUCGUUGCAGACCAAGUGGGAGGAAGUAGCGCAAGGAACAUGGGGGAGAUACUCGUUGUUGCAGACUGUCGUGGAGGCCUGCCAGAAGAAACGCCAGUGCAAGUUUAAAACGUCCCCGAAGACGUUCGGAGGAGAUCCCUGUCCGGGCGUUCGAAAAUACGUCGAAGUAGCUUACAAGUGUAGGCCAUAUGAGUUUCGAAGUAAAGUGGCCUGCGAGAAUGAACGAAUUCAAUUGAAGUGCAAUCCCAACUCAAGGGUUGCCGUAUACAGCGCGAGCUACGGAAGAACAGAAUACGAAAGCAUUCAGUGCCCGCAGCCUCAAGGCGUACGCGAGGAAACAUGUUUGGUUAGUUACGCUACUGAAACUGUGAUGCAACUUUGCCAUGGUAAACGGAGCUGCGAAUUGUCGGCCGACAUAAGCACCUUUGGCAGUCCGUGUCGACCAGAGUCGCGCAUGUAUCUAAAAGUAGUCUACACCUGCGUUCCAAGAAAAGUUCUAAAAGAACAAUACGAAGGCCGUUUAGAACCGGACGAAGUUGAAGCCGACCAAGAAUUUGCAAACGACGACGACGACGAUUUUGAUACUUACGAUGCCGGCAACGAAUUCAUUAGAGAAUCUGCCGCUUCGCCUCCCGCCCCCAACAUCGAAGGCGCUGGAAAAGGAGAUAAUCUAACCAAGGACUCUCCCAAUGUUAACGCAAAGAGUCCUGCACACAAGUCUAACGGACUUGAUUUCGCGUCCUUUCAGCCUUACACAACUCCUCGUACUAACCUGUUCCGCCCAUCCCGAGUUCCCGCCGUGCAGAAAGCUACUAAAGACAUGCAAGCCGACGAUAUCCCAGAUCCCAACUGCACGAUCACGGUCUAUACGGAGAAAACCCGAGUGGUCGGCUUCAUUUCCGAAUGGAUAAACGCGUACACGUUUAUUUCACAGAACCAAGAGAGGUUCUACUUGUACCUGAUAGUCAGCAUUGCCGGCGCCAUCCUCCUCUGCCUCACGAUCCUCGUGGGGCGGCUCCUCGUCCAAAGGCACCGCGCCCGCAGGGAGGCCAAGUUCCACGCCACCAACAUCGCUGACCAUUCUUUGCCCAACGGCUUUACGGACGACAUCAGCGAGGUCGAUGCCGACAUUGACCUGACGACGCCGCUGCCCACGGUCGCCAUACACUCUACGGCGGUUCCCGUGGGCAGCAUCGCCGAGGUGGUGCGGUACCCACACGCUCACUCGCACACCCUGCGGAGGCCGGCCCCAGACAGCGAUGUCCCCAGGAGUCUCAGCAGCGGCUCGAAUAGUCACUAUUAUUAUGGGUGACCAGAAUGCCCGGGGCGCGGAUCGGCUGUGCCGACCUCCCCUACUACAUCUGCGUGCCCGGGCCAACGUACCUAUUGCUUCUAGUGACGCUCAGUGCCGCGACCAGUGACCCAGACCAAAGAUACUGAUAUCCUCACCUCAAGACUAUGUGAAUGAUUAUUUCGUUAUGCAAUUCUUUCAAAUUGUAAUUACAAGCUCCAGUAUCUUAUUUAUGGCGACGUCUAGGAGUUAUCACGAGCAGAGGACUACCACUGCUGAACCUAUACUGUGCCAUUCGAUAUUAUAUAUGCUCCUCUUGUUGCACCUUUUCCCAGUAGACAUGUUGUUCUUAAUUGUUAUUGUAUAUCUUGAAAGGUGGAUAAAAACAAUCGUUAGCUUGUAA
Molecule: messenger RNA, 2150 nt
Organism: Zophobas morio
Lineage: Eukaryota; Metazoa; Arthropoda; Insecta; Coleoptera; Tenebrionidae
Product: protein eva-1 homolog C
Exons: 9
Coding region: 179-1768 (529 amino acids)
Molecular function (GO): carbohydrate binding
Source: RefSeq, a predicted model, not a curated record